Molecule: messenger RNA, 3174 nt
Organism: Cyclocybe aegerita
Lineage: Eukaryota; Fungi; Basidiomycota; Agaricomycetes; Agaricales; Hemipholiotaceae
Source: the annotation of a GenBank genome assembly
AUGGUCGUCAAAGCGUCGGGAUGGUCAACACCAUUCUCGUCGACAAGCACCCUCUCUUCGCCAGGCUCACCACGCCUCAGCAAGUCGGACGAGGCCGUCAAAGCUUCUCCAUUCAAUAAUCCGCGCACACAAGCCUCCACCGUCAUCGAGUAUAUUGCGUCGAGGCAAGGGAAGAGCUCCUCCGUCUACGUUUACGACGUUGCGGAGCAGGUCGGUUUCGGGACGCUCACCAAGGAUUGGGCGAAGACAGGCAACGAUGCGACGAGCGUCCAUGACCUUCAAACGCGGGCGGGAGCUGGCUUGACUCUUGUCGGUCGUCUCUCGCAGGGGACCAGCCAUGAUACCGCAAAGGGAACCAUUUUGACGGCGUACACAACCCCCAGUGGCCUUGCAUUGAUGGCACCAUCCUUCACCUACCUUCCCCCGGCAUCUCCCAACGCCCGCCUUAUCAUCCAGACACCGGCGGUUACUCCCGUUGGCGAGACAUUGGUGUUGUCGCCCACUCUCUCCUCUUUGGCCUCUGUUUGGUCCAUUCUUCCCGAGAGUGUCGCCGUCUUAUUUUCAUCAACCCCUCAACAAGCCGUCGAUUUCGCUACCCUUUCCUACUGGGUAACUAAUUGCCACAUCGUCCACAUUUUCGAUCACCACAGUGCUGCUCGCGAAAUCGGACAUUCGAUCAAUCCUCUUCCAAACCCCACCGAAGCAUCACCCUCCGUCCAUGAUGCGGUGCAAAAGGCAGGCUACAGCUUUUUCGAAUAUCACGGCAACGCCGACGCGACCGCUGCAGUUGUCCUAUUGAACGGUCCAUUGGCGUUGACUCUCAAAGUAGCUGCCAAGGCCAACCCUGCUGCGGGUCUCGGAGUUGUCAUCGUCAACGUUUUACGGCCAUGGGACGAAUCCGCCAUCCAGUCCAUCAUUCCGACCUCUGUCACUUCCGUCCAUGUCCUCGAUGACGUACCCAAUACUGUAACGCAGGGAACCCUCUAUGUUGACGUUUUCAGCGCUCUCUGGAACGUCGUCCCAAAACGAUCCGUUGUGUCGCACCGUGUUACCCCUUCCCAAACCCAACACUUCACGAACGGAGCCGAAGCAUUCCUCGAAUUUAUUCAGACGAUUUCGCACGUAGAGUUCCAUGGUCCGUCUGCAAACACCGCCAAGAACCUUCUGUUCUUCAGCAUUCCCAGGUCCCCACUUUCAGCACUACCAAACUUCGUAGAGGAGCUGUUCGUCACGAAGACCAACGUUCGUGCUCGACUUCUGGCGGAUUACGACGUUUUCUCGAAGCCGGGCGGCAUCGCCGCCACUCGACUUCUCAUUUCGCGCAACAGCGCUGGGGAGACCUCACCUAUACCAGCUGCGUUGCCCAUUGAUCCUAACACCACCGGCCUCGCCGACUUUUUGGCUGUCUUGGACCAAAGUCUGUUAAAAACCCAUUCUCUCCUCGACCACGCGAAAGUUGGUUCGAUCGUUCUCAUUGUUACUACUUGGACGGCAGAGGAGUUGCUGUCCAAUCUUCCACCAGGCGCCACAGCCUUGAUCUCGGAGCGCGGCCUGCUGGUGUACAUCUUCGAUGCCAAGAACGCCGCCUCAAAACUUGUCGGAGCUCAAGGACCCAUCCAUGACGCUGCCCAGAAUGUGUUGGUCGAGCUCGCUGUAUUGCGACUCUACCUCGGCUCUGCCGCUACAGAAGCUUCCGUCCUGCAGCUCGCCCGAAGCUCGUUCGGUGACGAGAUUGGGGGCGUACCUUUGACUAAGCAUAACGCUCAUGCAUGGGCUGGCCUUCAGGCUGUCAAUGUUCCGGCACCCUCUGAGCCUGUUAACGCUCCUCCGUUGAAAUCCUUCGAAAGCAACGCUAUCGCUGUAGAAACAGAGGAAGGCAAAACCGUCGUCAAUGGUGCUCGUCUGAGCACCUGGCAUGACGCAGCCAAGCACCUUCUUUUCCCCUCCGUCUUCGUUCCCGCCCAGGAGCAGACGGAUAACCUUCGCAAUCCAGCUCUGCGUCCUGAGAUUCCGGACACGACCUUCCUCGUCACUUGCACCGUCAACAAGCGCCUGACACCCCUCGAGUACGAUCGCAACGUCUUCCACCUAGAGUUCGACACUUCCGGAACCGGGCUGAAGUACGCCAUCGGCGAGGCCCUGGGCAUCCAUGGAUGGAACGACGAGCAGGAGGUGCUCGACUUCUGUGCGUGGUACAGGGUCGACCCGAACAGGCUCAUCACGAUUCCGGUCAUUGGUGACGAGACCAAGGUGCACACGCGCACGGUCCUGCAGGCGCUCCAGCAGCAGAUCGACCUGUUCGGUAAGCCGCCGAAGUCCUUCUACACCGACCUGGCGGACUAUGCGUCCACGGAUGUGGAUCGUUACGCCCUCAGGUUCAUCGGCUCUGCGGAAGGCUCGUCGACGUUCAAGAAGCUCUCCGAGAAGGAUACGGUCACGUUUGCUGAUGUGCUGAAGAUGUACCCGAGCGCGAGACCUGGAAUUGAGCGCCUGUGCGAGCUGAUCGGUGAUAUAAAGCCGAGGCAUUACAGUAUUGCCAGUGCUCAGAGCGUUGUUGGCGAUCGUGUAGACCUCUUGGUAGUCACUGUCGACUGGACCACUCCUUCGGGUACCCUCCGAUACGGGCAGUGCACUCGAUAUCUCGCCGGUUUGAAGGUUGGACAAAAAGUUACUGUGUCGAUAAAGCCUAGCGUCAUGAAGCUACCCUCCAACCCCAAGCAGCCUCUUAUCAUGGCCGGCCUCGGCACUGGCGCAGCACCCUUCCGCGCCUUCCUCCAACACCUCGCCUGGCUCGUCUCGAAAGGCGAAGAGAUCGGGCCCGUUUACUACUACUUCGGCUCUCGCUACCAAAGCGCCGAGUACCUCUACGGCGAGGAGAUCGAGGCAUUCGUGCUCGACGGCGUUAUCACACGCGCAGGACUCGCCUUCUCUCGCGAUGGCCCCAAGAAGGUGUACAUUCAGCACAAGAUGCUCGAGGACUCGGAGGCACUCGCGCAGAUGCUACAUGAUGAUGAGGGCGUGUUCUACCUUUGUGGUCCGACGUGGCCUGUGCCGGAUGUAUAUAAGGCGUUGGUGAAUGCCCUUGUUAAGUACAAAGGGUCGGAUCCCGUCCAGGCGGGCGAGUACCUCGAGAGUUUGAAGGAAGAAGAACGUUAUGUUCUCGAGGUAUAUUGA